This is a messenger RNA of Ylistrum balloti, 1645 nucleotides long. RefSeq names its product RWD domain-containing protein 4-like. The transcript has 7 exons. The record is from RefSeq and is a predicted model, not a curated record. Bases 145 to 711 code for a protein of 188 amino acids. Gene Ontology annotation, molecular function: protein binding. NCBI's taxonomy places the organism in Eukaryota, Metazoa, Mollusca, Bivalvia, Pectinida, Pectinidae.
UGUCUGCGCCCAUGAUGUGGCAUGAAUGUUUUGUCGAUGACUGAAGUUAUUUUGAAGUAAGGAUGAGAUUAUAAAACUGUUACAUGAUAUUGGUUCAUCUCCCUACAACACAAAUUAGCUGCAUAAAUAACGCACAAAGACAGGAUGAGUUGUCAAGAGCAACAAGAGGAGGAGCUGGAGGUGCUACAUUCCAUUUAUGAAGGGGAUGAGUCAUUUAAGGAAGUCAAUCCCACAACAUUUCAGUACAAGUUUGGCGAUGAAGGCAGUUACAAGGCAUUUAAUGUAGAGAUUGUUUGGGGUGACAAUUAUCCAGAGGAGAAUCCAACCGUUAAUCUGGAUACUUUCUACAACAAACACAUACUUGCUGGAGUAAAAGAGAAAAUUCAAAGUGGCCUUCAGGAUCAGAUACCAGACUUACUUGGAUGUGCCAUGACUUUCACACUGUUUGAGUGGAUAAAGGAAAGCUAUGAGGACCUGGUGGUCGACCAACCCGAUUCACAGCCAAUUAUACAGGUUGAAGACAAACCUGAAUCAAACAGCAAUAAUAUAAUGGAGAUUUCCAAAAAGAAGGAAAAGAAAGAACAGCUCACAAAAAACCAAAAACGAAGACUGUUUGAUAAAUUGAAUGCACAGGGAGAUCGUCCACGAGGCCAUGAUUGGGUGGAUAUAAUUCGUCAUCUUAGUCAAACAGGAGGUGUGAUCAAGGAUUAGUGAUAUCCUGGUAACAAGGGUGCAAAUGACAAGUCUUCAUCACAAGGACUAUUGUGUGUUAUAUAAACAUGGAGCAAUGAUGUUCAGUGAUGGCCUUGAGUACAUGUUCUGUUGUUAUAUUGAAACAUACUGAUAAGGCCAAAGAAUGCAAUCUGAUUCACAUUUAAUCUUUUGAAACAUUUGCUGAUGAUCUUCACUAUGGGUAUCCUUAUCUAGGUCAUCUUCAUUGAUGGGUCACUUAUCUAGGUCAUCUUCAUUGAUGGAACCCUUAUCUAGGUCAUCUUCAUUGAUGGGUCACUUAUCUAGGUCAUCUUCAUUGGUGGAACCCUUAUCUAGGUCAUCUUCAUUGGUGGGUCACUUAUCUAGGUCAUCUUCAUCUUCAUUGGUGGAACCCUUAUCUAGGUCAGCUUCAUUGGUGGACCCUUUAUCUAUGUCAUCUUCAUUGAUUUGAUAGAACCCUUAUCUAGGUCAUCUUCAUUGGUUGAACCCUUAUCUAAGUCAUCUUCAUUGAUGGAACCCUUAUCUAGGUCAUCUUCAUUUGUGGAACCCUUAUCUAGGUAAUCGACAUUGGUUGAAACCUUAUGUAGGUCAUCUUCAUUUGUGGAACCCUGAUCUAGGUCAUCUUCAUUGGUGGUACUCUUAUCUAGGUCCCCUCCAAUAUUGAUGCCAAGGUCAUGUCAGCUCACCAAGGUAAUUUGUAAUUGUGAUGUCAUCACUAAGGUGAUUAAUUGUGAGAUGCCACCACAAAGUCAAAAAAGAUUGGAGGCGGGAUUACUGGAAUGUUAAUUUUAUUUUAAUGUUUAACUUUAAAUUUCUUUAUCUUGUUUAAACAAAUUCAGUACAUAACAAAAUAACUACUUAUGUAUAACAAAUUAUCCUUAAUUGAUAUUAUGAUUAAACAUGUGAUAUGCUUUACAAACAUUCACAUAAAUAC